Molecule: messenger RNA, 1290 nt
Organism: Paramecium tetraurelia
Lineage: Eukaryota; Ciliophora; Oligohymenophorea; Peniculida; Parameciidae
Exons: 5
Source: RefSeq, a predicted model, not a curated record
AUGGAAGCCUUUGAACAUAUGCCUAGAUAAAAACCAAUAGAAAGGAAACAAAUCAUGAUUUUAUGCGAAGACUUGAGUCAUAAAAAUGAAAUAGUCCAAUAUAUAUUGUUAAAGCCUAAAGCUGAUGUUAGAUCAAGACUUCUUUGCAGAAAGUGCAUUGAGGGUAAGUUUAAUUAACAAACCAAUGAAAUUUGUCUAAUAUCUGAAGUUCUGGAUGACCCUUAUAAAGUGUUAAAGUAUUCAAAUUAUUAAGGGAAUGUUAAUUAGAUAUUGAAUGAUUUUCUUCAUUCCUAUGAUUUCUCAUUUGAUGUUGAUGCAAUUCGUUAUAAAAUUGAAGAAAUCAGAUAAAGAUUUUUAUACCAUCUUGAUGAAUUAGAAAAAAAACUAAUAGAAAAAUAUGAAUAAUAUUAAGGCACUAAGGCUCAGGUGGAUAACCUUAAAGCCAAAUUUGAAUCAUACUUUGACAUUACUAAGCUUGAAGAAAGUUUGACUUAAGCAGGAAUGCAGUUUGGCAAGCUUACAACCAAAGAUAAGUAGAAAUUGAGAAAGGGUGUUAAUGACUAUGUGGCUUAAAUACAUAGGUUGAAUUAAGAUUAGGCCGACUAGGAAGUAUAUAAGACUUAAUUCAAUGUAAUAGAUCAAAAUAAAAGGAAUUUAGCUGAAAAGGAAUCAUAAUUAAGACUCUAAAAAGAAAAAUUGGAUUAAGGGUGUGAGAAAAUAAUAAAGGAACUUUAGAAUAUGGAAUAGACCUACAGCACACUCAAUUUUAGAUAGUCUGAAUUAAGUACAACUUACAUGGAUGAGUUUAUGGCAAGGGUGAAUCACAACUUUAAGUAACGAAACAAUUUUAUGGACAAAAUCAAAAGGAUCUACUAAUCAAAAUAUGACGGAUUGAAUCCAUUGAAAGUGCAUGAGAAAAUCAUAUCUUUGGGUUAAUGGAAUACCUAGACACUACUGUUUUUAUUUUAGACUUCUUCUUAAUAAGUAUUUGGGGUAUACGUUUCUUCAAAUUCCUCAGAAAUAUUUCAUUAAAAUAAAAAAUAGGAGUUCGUAAUAAAAAGAGGAGUCGAUCCUUUGACUUUGAAUUACAGCAACAAUCAGGCUGAUGUAUUGUUGACAUUCGGUAAGGGUGAUAUCAUAAUUAAAUCUUCAUUUAAUGGGUGCCUUUCUGAUUUGGGAGAAGGGUUUUAAGAUAAACCAGAAUAUAAUAUUGGGAACUUGAAGAGAUAUUUGGCCAAUUAAGACUAUUUUGACAUUGUUGAGAUGGAAAUCUUUUAAAUAUUGAAAUGA